CUUAAAGUGAGCGCGCCUCUCCAUGACAUCAGCAGCUUUGUUUACAGCCUGAGCUCUGAGUUAGCAUUAGCAUUAGCCGCCUGCCGGGUUUACUGCACAUCAUACAGGGUGUGUUAUUUCAUAGUGUGGUUAAUAUUCUGAAUCAGAAACAUGUCGGUAAAUGGACCUGGACCCGGAGAAGACUCCACAGACGCAAAGCGUGUCGAUGGACAACAGUCGGAGUCGUCUUUGUCUGCAUCUGCCGCUAUGGAUGUGGACGCCAAGCCCAGUGCUCAAAGCUUCAGAUACAGUCUGAACUUCCCAUGCAUCGGCCAGUGCAUCAUCAUCAAUAACAAGAACUUCGAAAGGACAACAGGCAUGAAUCAACGGAACGGUACAGAUGUAGAUGCAGCCCAUGCGAUGAAAGUGUUCGGAAAGUUGGGUUACAAAACGAAGGUUUACAACGACCAGUCAGUGGAUCAGAUGGUACAGGUUUUAACUUCUGCGUCAAACGAAGACCACAGCUCUUACGCCUCAUUCGUCUGCGUCCUGCUGAGUCACGGAGACGAGGGCGUGUUCUUUGGUACGGAUGGGUCAGUGGAGCUCAAGUUUCUGACAUCACUUUUCCGAGGCGAUCGCUGUAAAUCACUGGUCGGAAAACCCAAACUCUUCUUCGUCCAGGCCUGCAGAGGCACUGAGCUUGAUGCAGGCAUUGAAGCAGACAGCGGAGAGGAUGGCACUACCAGGAUCCCUGUGGAAGCUGACUUCCUGUAUGCCUUCUCCACAGCACCAGGCUACUACUCAUGGAGGAACACCUCGACCGGGUCCUGGUUCAUGCAGUCCCUUUGUGAAAUGAUCAGCAAAUAUGGAAAAGAAUUGGAGCUCCAGCACAUCCUGACCCGAGUGAACCACAAGGUGGCAGUAGAGUUUGAGUCUGUCUCCUAUUCACCAGGCUUCAAUGCAAAGAAACAAAUCCCAUGCAUAGUGUCAAUGCUGACCAAAGAGAUGUAUUUUUUUCCUUGAUGUCUCUACAUCUCCAGCCUUAAUCUGCAGAAGAAAAAGCUCAAGGUUGUGUUUGUCAAUUAUUUUAGUUUAAACUGUAUGAAUGAAGAUCAGCUUACCUGUUUUUAGGAGAGUAGAUGCAGAGUCACAUUUAUUACGAUUGGCAUUAUAAAGUUAAUUCAGGUUUUAGGCAUUAAAAAAUGUAUGACUCUCGUUUUGAAAAAAUGUAAACUCAAAGGUGUUUUUUUUUAAACAAUGUUAAUGUAAGUUGAAAAACAUAAAAGAACAUUGUACAAUUAGAAAUCUAAAGAUAAAAUGUAAUUGAUCAUGUAAUUCCAAGCUCACAGCUUUCUACCAGUGGAUGCCUCUUAGCUGUUUACACUAUACACAUUUCAGGGAAACCUAUUGGGAGCCAUUUUGAUAGGGAGUUUGACCUUCUGUGUGUUUGAUCAUGAAACUGUGGAAAAGGCUUACUACCCUCAAGCAUCAACCUUGUUAUGAGUCAGCAGAUUUUUUAACUUUGAAAGGGAUUGAGUGUAAUUUACAAGCCCGUUUCUUCUUUUCUUUACAUCCUUGUUGUCUUUUUUUCAUUCUCAAAUCACUAUGGUGACAUCUGACAUUAAGGUUGAAGAAUAAUUGGAUGAACAAUAACCUGAUAAAUUGGAUGAAGCCUAAAUGAAUGCUGCACUUGUGUUGCAAAUUCAGGAAGCUCUACUAUGCUAUUAUGUGUAAGGUUGGUUUUAAAGCUCAGAAUUAUAUUUUCAAUGUUGUGGUUUUUUGUUUUCUUUACAUGAAUUUCUUUGAAAUAACUGUUGCAGUGAGUGUGUUCUUUACAUUAGCCAGUGCCAGGCUUCAUAUAGCAUGCAUGAGUAAAGCCAGCCCACACACAAGAUGCUUUCAUUUGAGGCACAUUUUAAAACUUGAACACAAGUUCUCAUUUUCUUGAUAGACAGUAGGUAAUGUAUUUCUUUUUUUUAAGAUAUGGCAAAUAGGACGCCUUUCCGCAUUGCUUCAACAGUUACAUGCAUUCACUUCUUAAACAAUCAUUUCCAAUGGACUGUUGUUGAACUGUGAAUCAAACAAUCAAACUUUAUGUGUAAACCGAACCACCAGCAUUUAGUGAUUUAUAAAAGAAGAAACAAACAAUUUGAUUGUGUACUAAUCCAGGUGCUGCUCAUUCAUGAGUACAUUUUCUAAUAUUUACAGCAAAAUAGCUGAAAUCACUUUGCUGUUAAAAUACUUCAGUCGUUGGACAAUCCCGUUUUUAAGUCCUGUCAAUGUAAUACACUUGUUGCUAGGAAUGUAACUUUUGGUUUAUUCAUAUUCCAUCACUAUUAUGUAAGCAGUUAUACUGUGAGAUUGGUGUUGUGUUUCCAUAAAAAAUAAAAACAAGUUUCCAUUA
Eleginops maclovinus (Patagonian blennie) is the source of this 2383-nucleotide messenger RNA. It is a transcript of the gene casp3a, whose product is annotated as caspase 3, apoptosis-related cysteine peptidase a. The transcript has 6 exons. The record is from RefSeq and is a predicted model, not a curated record. Lineage: Eukaryota; Metazoa; Chordata; Actinopteri; Perciformes; Eleginopidae. The coding region runs from base 151 to 1002 and encodes 283 amino acids. Gene Ontology annotation, cellular component: cytoplasm. Gene Ontology annotation, biological process: neuron differentiation; keratinocyte differentiation; positive regulation of neuron apoptotic process.